Messenger RNA from Pseudo-nitzschia multistriata, 1990 nucleotides. The record is from the annotation of a GenBank genome assembly. NCBI's taxonomy places the organism in Eukaryota, Bacillariophyta, Bacillariophyceae, Bacillariales, Bacillariaceae.
AUACCGUACAGUAAAUGCUGUGAUCUACUAUUGUAACAAAAGGUACAAAGCACCAAUGAUGACAAGAGUCUGUGCCAACAAUUGCGACGAAUAACCAAGCAAACAGCCAACAGGACCUCCAGAGAAGAAAACCGURCAAGAAGACCCACCACGGCUACUUGAAUUUCACUAGAGCCAACCAGAGACAACCCAAAGCCAACCCAACCCAACCCAGGCCAGGCCAACCGAGAAUGACAGCUUCUGCGACGAAGGCUUCCCCCCCCGACCGAGGCGCCCUUGUUACCCCCCGGUCCGUCCGUUUGGCGGGGACGGCCCCGCGGUGCCCGCCCUCGGACUACGAGACCGAUCCCUUCCUCCGGGGGAUGACCCGUGGGACCCGGGCCCUGGAAAGGGUCCUCCCCCUGGCGGUCCAGAACGGGAUGCGCGACGGAGGCGCCUUUCGGUGGAUCGCCGACGCGGCGGUGGUUUCCCUGGCGGUUCCGGCGGGAGCGGUGGCCAACCCCUCMGCGGCCCUCGCCUUUGGGAGGCUGACGCGGGCCCGCAGGGUCCUGCGCUACGGAGACGACGACGAGAGCCAGUUUGUCGAUGUCUUUUUUCCGGAGCCGCGGGAUCGGCCACAACGACGAGCGAGCGGGAAGCAGGCAGGCGGAAARCAGCCCCGAGACCCGUCGCAGRAAACSCCCGGGAGCRCRCGGGGCGAGCAAAGGGUCCGGGGGAUGCUGGUCUUUGUCCACGGGGGGGCCUGGGGGAGCGGCAAGCCCUGGUUUUAUCGGUUGGUGGCCCUCCCCUUUCUGGAACUCGGACUGGCCGUGGCCAUUGUGGGAUACCGGGUAUAUCCGGUCUGCGGGGUUCCCAACAGCGAUACUGCCAGUCCCAAUAGCAGCAGCAGCAGCAGCAGCAGCAGCAGCAAAAACAACAACAAGCAUCGCGGGGGAGUGCUCACGCAGGUGGACGAUCUGGAAUCUGCCCUCGCCAAGCUGAACGAGGAAUAUCCCGAGUGGUGCGACAAGCGGUUCGAGGAUCGGUGGGUGGCGAGCGACGGCGACGAAACCAGAAACGUGGCAGAAGCAAAGCCCAACCCAAACCCGUUUCCAACCGGCGGUGCCGCCUUCCCGACGUCUUCCCACCACGUGCCACACGUGGGAACGAUCGUGGCGGGCCACUCGUCCGGGGCACACAUCUCUCUCCUGUGGAUGGUCGAGCGGGCCCAGAGAAGGGCCUCCGAACGGCUGGCGUCGCCGCGCGGCGCCGACCGCGAGAGCCGAAACCAGAACCCCAUCGAUGCCUUUGUGGGGAUCUCCGGCGUCUACAACAUCGACCACCAUUUCCACUACGAAGCGGGCCGGGCCGUGGAGGAAAUCUCGCCGCUCAAGCCCGCCAACGGUCACUCCACCGCCAACUUUUUGAAGCACAGCCCCGCAUGGAAGGUCCAGCACGAGCUGCUCCGGACCCUGGACGAGAUGGAGCAGUCCACCACCGUGCGGGAAGAACCGCUUCCCACGAAAUCGGUGGCGGCAGCGGCAACAGCAGCAACGGCAAACACAACCACCCAAACUAGCAUCGGGAGCCUGUUCCCGGAGCGGAUCCUCCUCGUCCACGGCGCCGAAGACGACGUGGUCCCCAUGCCGAGCACCGGGGAAGCGGCGCGAAUCCUCAGGCACGCGCUGGCCGGUAGUCAAGGCGCGGACGCGUGCGGGAACACCUGCAUCGACGAGGUCUACGUCCCCAAGACGGGGCACCAGGAAGCGGUGGUCGAUCUGAUGAUGCUAGGGAACGACAGGGGCCCGGUGACGACCGCCGUUGCCGACUGGAUCCUGGACGGGAAUCGGCGGCUGCACGAACGACAGAAGCUACAGCUGCGGCAGCAACGGGAGCGAAAACAGCAACGACAAGAACAAAAAGCGAGGACGAACCACCUGCAAAGCAAGCUGUGAACAAGACCGGACAGAACAGCACAGAACAGCCGAUCCAAGAAAGCUAGGCCGUAGAA